Corvus hawaiiensis (hawaiian crow) is the source of this 637-nucleotide messenger RNA. RefSeq names its product keratin-associated protein 5-9-like. NCBI's taxonomy places the organism in Eukaryota, Metazoa, Chordata, Aves, Passeriformes, Corvidae. Bases 114 to 347 code for a protein of 77 amino acids. The transcript has 2 exons. The record is from RefSeq and is a predicted model, not a curated record.
CUGGGAGUAUAAAAGGGCUCUGGGCCCAGCUCUCUUCAUUCGCUCGUCUUCUCCUGCCUUCACCUCUCCUCACUCUUCAGCAGGCCUCUCCUUCUCUCCCACCACCCCCCAAGAUGCCCAACGGUUGCUGCGGAGGAUGCUGCGGUGGAAAUAAUUACUCCGUGACCUGCUACAGCAGCCCGCGGUGCUGCAAGACGCCGAUGUGCUGCAGCCCCAUGCAGUGCUGCAGCCCCUGCUGCAUGCCCAUGCAGUCCUGCUGCAUGCCCAUGUCCUGCUGCUACACCAUCAGCAGCAACAACAGCAGCUGCUGCGGCGGCGGCAACGGCGGCUGCUGCGGCGGCAACUGAACCCACCCGGCUCAUUCUGUCUUGGAUAUGGAUGGGAAUGUGGAUAACACCCCGAACGCUCUUCCCUCUGUGCUUAGACACCGUAGAACUUCUCCUCUUUGCUGCCCUUCGCCCCUGAGUGCUUUCCUGUGCCCUGAAGCCGCUGCCCAGCGAGUUUCUGGUCCUGCUCUUCCUUUCCCUCCUGGUGUGUGGGAUGUUUAAUGCUGCCCAAGUCUCCUUCUCCCUUCUCUUUCUUUAAUCUCCAAUUAGUCAUGAAAGACAAUAAAAUUUGUAACUUCUGAUCCUGCAAA